Messenger RNA from Paramecium tetraurelia, 4365 nucleotides. RefSeq lists its product as uncharacterized. The transcript is spliced from 2 exons. The record is from RefSeq and is a predicted model, not a curated record. NCBI's taxonomy places the organism in Eukaryota, Ciliophora, Oligohymenophorea, Peniculida, Parameciidae.
AUGUAACAUUACACACUCAAUUUCAAAAUUAAUAAUUUUGCUAAUUACUUAGAUGAAUAUCAACGAUGGUUUUCAAAGGACCGUCUUCAAAAUUUUAAUGGUUUGUUAAGUAUAUAUUGCAAACAAUAAUCCCUUUAUUAAUCUAAUAAAUGUCAAGUUAUUGUAUUUUAAUCAUCUGAAUGUGUUCAGGAAAUUGUUGCCAAACUAUUAUACUCCCUAAAAAAUCAUUAUUAUUUAAUUAGAUCUGUCGUAGGGUUUAAAAUAAUCUCAAUGAAAGAUGUUAUAUAAAAUCAAAUGCAACAUGAUAUUAUUGACAUUAGGUCCUAUUACAAAAACAAACAAAUCGAAAAGGAGAACAAAAGAUAAAUGCUAUUGAAAUAAUUAAAAAUUGAACCAAUUAAAAUAGUUGAACAUUAAAAAUAAGAACUACCAUCAAUAUCAUCAUCUAGAAAUAAACGACAAUUGCUUUUUAACGAUGAAAUUCAAUGCUCCAGAGAACAAAGCAUUAUAAUUUAAGAAUCAGAUGAUAAUAAAUCUGAAAAUUCAAAAAUUAUCACAUCAUAAUCUCCAUCUGAUUAAAAACAUUACUCCAAUCAUUUACAAUCCAUUGAGAACAUCUCAGAGAAAGAUAUUAUUCAAGAAAUCAUCCCACAAAGGAAUCCAAAGAAACAAUAUUCUGUUAUUCAUAACAGAAAUACCUUGACUAGUCCUAGAUUUGACUCUUUUAUGGCUUCUUAAGCAGUGAUCCGUAAUCCUAUUCAAAGAAAAACUCAUGGCAGUCAAUUUUUGGAAUUUUCGAGAAAAUAGAAAGUAGACUUGGUUAAAUAAGACGAGUUUAAUCUUGAACCUCCAGUCUCCAAAUAAAGUCUGGAUGAAUAAAUUAGAGAUAGAACACAUUCAGAUAUAUAAUUCGUCAAUGAUUUUCUAUCAGAAUUUCAGUUUGCCAAUUUGGCUGAUUUUGAGGAAUACCAACCGAAAGAAGGGCCAAUUAUUUCAUUUAAAAACUAAUUUGAAAAUAAAUCCACUUACUUUCCACCAAGAGGUUUAAUAAUCUACCCAGAACCUGAGCCAUUUCUGCCUGAAUAUCCAGAUUCAUUCAUUAUGUUGAAUGUCACUUUAAGGUAAGACAAAUAAAUAAAAACUGGAUUUGUCUUGUACGAAGAAGGUCAAGUGUAUUUGAUAAUUGACAAUGGACAUGGGAAUGUUCAAAAAUAAAGUAUUUCAAUUGAUCCUGGUAUCAGAUUACCUAACAGAAAAAAGAAGCUAGAAAUCUUGGAACAUUUGCAAGUGAAAAAAGAAACAAGUUAAAAACUGUCUCUAGUUCAAGAAUUGCAAUAAGAGAAUCACAGACACAAUUUAAUAAUGCUAUAGAGAUAUGUUAGAAGGAUGCAUCAUUAUGAUGAAUACAUUUAAAAUGAAAUACAUCAAUAAUUAUAUAGCAAUCAUGUAAUACCUCCGACAUCCAUAAAGUGUUUGAGUUACUUAAAUAAAACAGUUUCAUUAUAGUUGUUAGACAGUCAAAAUAAAACAGAAACUGAAGAGGGCAUUCAAAUAGUAAUUGAAACUGGAGUUGCUCAAUCCAAUGAAGAAGUAAUUGAUGGUAAGUCGUUUCAUUGUUAUAGAUCGAAGUUCAAUAUAAGCAAAAACAAAUUUUACUAUUUUUAAACCAAUUUAAGCUUGAAAGUUGAAGUUUGCUUUAAAGAGACCAAGAUUCUAGACACAAAACUCUUGUAUCUGAGUGAACAAUAAGCAAAGUAAGACUUGCUUGUUCUAAAGAAAAACAUGCAUGAAUUGAUCAGUCAUUCAAAGGUUUUGGUCAAGAUUACACUCUACAAUCUGAAUUAGAAUCAAUAUUUUUAUAGAACAAUUGAUUCCCCACAAGACAUUGAGAAAAUGCUUCAUAUUUUCAUUAAACCAUAAUUGAUGGGUUAUUAGAUAAAAUCAUAAGCCAAAAUACAAAGAAGAUUAAUAGGAAGGGCAUUGCAAUUCAAUAGAUAGUUAGUAUGCUUAGAGGACAGAAAUAGAGAUAAGUUUAGCGCAUUAGAUUAGUUUUUAUUGAUGUACAUCAUCGAUCCUUUGCAAUUCAUAAAAAACGAAAACCAUAGAUUAUUAAAAUAGACAAUACUCUUUUAUUAUUUCAAAUAGUAGUUGAAAUUGACUCUGAUAUCCUCAAGCCGUUUAAGAUAUUUCAUGAAAACAUAUUUCCAUCGCAAAACCUUUAAUGCUUAAAGCAGAGUGAGUAAUAUUGGCAAGGUUUUUGUGGAAUGCGAAGUGUAUUAAUUCAAUAAGUUUUAUUCUGAUUAAUUAACCAAUGAUCACACUUAUUUCUACUUUCAAAUAACCCCUUAAGAGAGUAGAACCAAAGUGUUUAAACUAGUUUUGGACUUUGCUGAUAUCAAAAGUAUAUGCAAUAAGGUUGUUUUACAAAACUGCUUUAAAGACAAAGUUUUGCAUCAAAUCAUUAAAAUAUUGACUGCUUACUUAGUAUGCUACAGAACCAACACUUAUCAUGGAAUCAAAAUCCCAUUGUCAUAUAUAGCCAGUCAAUCCAAGUAUGAUCUUCACAAUACAUUCACUGAAGUAACAUAUGGAAGCAACAUCCUUGAAGAAUAGCAAAAUGGCAGAACCUCUCAUCCAAAAUUGUCGAUCUUAAUCAGUGAUCCUAUACUCAGAAAAAAGUCUUAAGCCUAGAUUAUGGAUGUGUAAAUCGAUAAUUUAUAAAUGCCUGAAGAAGCUAACAAAGUACUCAAAAAUACUACGAUGUUGACUCCUAUUUUUAGAGGAUAGAAGUUCAUUUACAAAACAACCAAAAUUGUGAAUAACAUGUAUGUCAUAAUCACCAUAUCUUAUUUGUCUCUCAACAAAUUUCAAAUAGGAUUGUACAUACCACAAACCUGUAGGAAUUUCAGUUGUUAUAUUUCAUCAAAUGAUUUCCAAAAUAUGAGUCCUCUCUUUUUAGAAUCAAUAUUCCCAUCCAGUCUAGUGACCAAGGAAACUAUUGAUUAAUUUUACAUAAAUAGAUGGAAAUUUUCUGAAAUGAACAAGAUCUUUGAAAUGGCAGUCAACCAUCCUGAUGAGUUUGAAGAUUUCUAUAGUGAAAUGCGCAGCUAAGCUAGAGCUAUCCCCCAAUCAGAACUCUAAAAACUAACUGAGAGCAGGGUUUCCAUUAAUAAUGAAGAGGAAUUCUUAGAAAAACCUUAUGAUGAAACUCCUAAACUGCUCGAAUCUUUUAGCGAUUAAAGUAGAUAAAAUGCGAGAUCCUCUACUUAACCACCUGCCUUUGUGAAAAAAUAAUUCUCCAAGCAAUUUUCAGUAUAGAACUCUAUUGGCCAAUCAAAUCCUAUGAGGUUGUCACUGCCAUCAGCUUAAUUUCAAUAGAAGACAGAUAAAAGUCUAUUUUAUAGAAAUAGUCCAAGGAUCUCCCAUUAAUGUAGCAUGGAAAAUCUGUAUUCAAGUGAUAAAGAUUUGUUUUUUAAUCAAAUACUUGUUAGGAAGAAUAACCUAGACAUGAUCUCUACUUUCGAAAUUAAAAUUUGGGAAUCACUUAUUGACAGAGUUUAAAUUACUAAGAAUUCAUAAAAUCGAUUUAUUCUUAAUUUAGAUACUUUUAAGGGAGUCUUACGAGAAAAUCUAUAUACGCAGGUGGUUUAUUUGGGUAAUGAAGUCAAUGCCUUAUUCGAAGUAUUUGUUGAAAAUGUCAGAAAACCAUUUAACAUGUUGAAACCUUAUAUGCCUAUCAGAUUAAAUGAGAGUUAGAACUUUUAGUUGUAUUAAAGAAUCACUCUCUUUGAACAGCCUCAAAUUGUCAAUUUUAAACUGAUGCUAAGAAAAGUAUUAUACAGUUAUUAUAACGAUGAAAGGAGGAAUUUGUAGAAUUUAAAAUUGAAUGAUUGCAGUGUGGAUCAAUAUGAAUUCAUAGAAUCAGAUAUUUAGAAGUGUUCAGUUUACAUGUUAAAUAAAUUAAAAAAAUAGUUGAAAUUGAAUCCCUCUAAAUUUAUUAUUUAAGAAGUACAAGGAGAUGAAAAAUGCCCAUAAGUAAUUAAAGUCAAUGCAAAUUAUCAAUAAUAUUCCUCAUUCAAAUCUUAUUAAUAUACAUUGCUUAAAAGGAUGGUGUUUACUAUGAGACCUACUUUAAUAUAUGUUUCAAUAUUUUAUCAAGAAAAGAAGAAAAAGUUUUGGUUAUACUUUGAAAGUAUGAAAAAUUGCAAAAAUACAACUGUUAAAUAUAGUUUAAAGGAUAUUUAGCAUUGCAUACCGAAUGCUAUUGGAUUGUUGAAUUUGGGCUUACAUUAGGAGUUAGGGAACAGAAUAUUUCGGAGUUUUAAAAACAGACUUUUGGUAUCCACACAUCAGUAAUUGUUAUGA